Molecule: messenger RNA, 2561 nt
Organism: Girardinichthys multiradiatus
Lineage: Eukaryota; Metazoa; Chordata; Actinopteri; Cyprinodontiformes; Goodeidae
Gene: slc26a11
Product: solute carrier family 26 member 11
Exons: 15
Coding region: 309-2045 (578 amino acids)
Biological process (GO): transmembrane transport
Cellular component (GO): membrane
Molecular function (GO): secondary active sulfate transmembrane transporter activity
Source: RefSeq, a predicted model, not a curated record
AGAAAACAGGAAGUUGUUUCCGGAGCCGGUUUUGGGGAAGUGUUUUUCAACACCCAUUAUUGAUCUGGAAAAUCACAGCCUGGCCAAUGAAGGAUGCCUAGAGGAGGACUACAACUAGGACAGGAUAAGGAGUCUUUUUGCUUUAAAGAGAUUCCCACAGGAACGUAGACACAUGCAUCCCUGCAGAGCAGAUCUGUUUUUUCCUGAAUGCUGGAAAUCACAGCAGGAAAACCAAAUCCAUAGGAGCCACGCCGGGACACAAAGCUGAUGAUCUUUGCAGAAAAACCUUAUACGCAUCGUUUUUUAGGAUGGAUCGACCCCUGCAGGGAAGAGAGUCGUUCCGGCGCUGCUGUUCUUACAGCACCCUGAAGUCCUGGCUGCCUGUUCUCUCCUGGUUACCCAAGUACAAGCUGAGGUACCUGCAGAUGGACCUGCUGGCAGGCAUCACUGUAGGGCUGACCACUGUACCACAGGCGCUUGCUUAUGCUGAAGUAGCUGGACUUCCUGUGCAGUAUGGACUCUACUCUGCCUUCAUGGGGGGGUUUAUUUACACCCUCCUGGGGACAUCCAAGGACGUGACACUAGGUCCCACCGCCAUCAUGUCGCUCCUGUGUUUCUCUGUGGUUGGUGGACAGCCUCACCGGGCCGUCCUGCUCAGCCUCCUCUGUGGAGUCAUCCAGGCUGCGAUGGCGUUACUCAGAUUGGGCUUCCUGCUGGACUUCAUCUCUUACCCUGUAAUAAAAGGCUUCACCUGUGCUGCUGCAGUAACCAUUGGCUUUGGCCAGGUCAAAAAUAUACUGGGAAUCCAGGAUGUUCCCCAUCAGUUCUUCCUUGAGGUUUACUUUACCUUCCACAAUAUCCCAGAGGCCAGAGUGGGCGACGUGGUCCUGGGCCUGGUUUGUCUCUCUCUACUGAUCGGGUUGAUGUUCAUGAAGUCACAUCCGGGCACUGACGAUGGAUCAGUCUACUCCAGAUUCGCCAGUAAACUAGUGUGGGCUGUUGCAACCAUGCGUAACGCCUUGGUGGUCGUGGCUGCAACUCUCAUGGCAUAUUCCUGGGAUGCUUAUGGACAUCAAGUGUUCACAAUCACUGGGCACACUACUCGGGGACUCCCACCGUUCAGCCCCCCACCAACCUCGGACACCACGUCUAAUGGAACCAUUGUCUCUUUUAAAGAGAUUGUAGAGGACUUCGGAGGAGGACUGGCUGUGAUUCCUCUUAUGGGUCUGUUGGAGAGCAUUGCUAUUGCCAAAGCUUUUGCCAGUCAGAACAACUACAGGAUCAAUGCCAACCAGGAGCUGCUGGCCAUCGGUGUAACCAACAUCCUGGGCUCCUUCGUGUCAGCGUACCCCAUCACUGGCAGCUUUGGACGGACAGCAGUGAACUCUCAGACCGGGGUUUGCACCCCAGCUGGUGGCAUCAUCACCAGUGUGAUUGUGCUGCUGUCGUUGGCCUUCCUCAUGCCGGCUUUCUACUACAUCCCUAAAGCUUCUUUAGCUGCCGUCAUCAUCUGCGCAGUGGCUCCUAUGGUUGACUACCGUGUUGUGAUAAAGAUGUGGAGGAUCCAUAGGCUGGACCUGCUUCCUUUCAUUGUGACGUUCCUGUUGAGUUUCUGGCAGGUACAAUAUGGCAUCAUGGGAGGUAUAACCAUCUCUGGAGCCCUGCUGCUGUACACAAUGGCCAGACCCAAGAUAAAGGUGUCUGAUCAUGGUGCGCUGGUGAUGGAGUUGAGCAGUGGACUCUGUUUUCCUGCAGUGGAGCAUCUCAGCCACAUCAUACACACUCAGGCCCUGCAGAUCUUUCCUCCGAGGUCUGUGGUGUUGGACUGCCAUCAUGUGAGCAUCAUAGAUUACACAGUAAUCAGCGAGCUGAGGGACCUGCUGAGGCAGUUCAGCCUGAGAAACGUGAAGCUGAUGUUUUCAGGACUACAGCUCUCUAUUCUGAAGAUUCUCCUAGAAGCAGAUCUCCAGGGCUUCAGAUACACCAACAGUGUGGAGGAGGCACUGCUGCAGAUGGAGGAGUCAGUGAGCCUUCUCAGUGACUAAAAUCCAGACUGAUGGAUCUCCGUCUGCAGAUGAGAUGUUUGCGUGUGGACAGAAGCAGGAGAUCAUUUGCAUCUCUUAUCUGGGAUUUUUACAACUGUAGAAAACAUGUGUACCGACAGUUGAAGAAAGCGCUCUGCUGCUGAAACAACAAGAUGCACUUAUUCCAGUUUGUUAAAUAGAGGUUUUACCACCAUGUUGUUUGUUAGUGUUUUAAAUGUUAUAUUAAUGUUUUAUAACAUAUUUUUUCACUUUUCUGCCAUUGACAAAAUUAGAUUUUUAGAAUAAAAAAGUAAAAAUGUGGAAGUAAUGCUUCAAGAAAAACUAAUGUUAAAUAAUGAAGUGUUUUAAUUAUUUAUGAGCCACCAUUACUGGAAAGAAGGCUGAUCAAACUAUACUUCCCAGCAUUCAUUGCAGUUCUGGGAAUCUGCUGAAGUCACAUACAUACUAACAUCACUCUCUAUUUGAAUGUAAGGUGGAAAUAAUUUAGUUAAUAAAUUCAGUUAUAUAUAAAGAUCA